Blumeria graminis f. sp. triticale is the source of this 390-nucleotide messenger RNA. Lineage: Eukaryota; Fungi; Ascomycota; Leotiomycetes; Helotiales; Erysiphaceae. The record is from the annotation of a GenBank genome assembly.
AUGCGCACUGCCACUCUACUCGCAUGCGUUGGCACCUGGCUCGUCUCUCUCGUAUCUACAGUACAAGCCGGUGAUUAUCAAUGUGGUAAUGGCGCUGUAAUUCCGAAGUCAUACGUCCAAAGUACCAUGAACCACGCCAAGGCGCAGGCAAAAAAUAGACAAUCUGGUCAUAGCCUGCAAAGUCCGGGUAAUGAGAUGAAUGUUACACCCGGAGUUGGUCCAACCGUUCAACUGUAUUGGCGCGAAAUAUUGCACAUGGAUUAUUAUCACAAAAUCGACAAUGUACAAUACAACUACAGAGUAGUUUUUGAUAGCAAUUUUAACCUGAUGUCUGUCGAAGCAGUCACACAGUCAGGAUCACAGAUGGGAAGAGUUCUCAACUGCCAGUAA